AUGGUGAGGGAUAUGGUUUUAGGAGUAGAAGAGGAAGAUACUCUAUACGAAGAAGACAAGACCGUGUUUUUGCUUAUGCAUCUUCAAAAUCGGCAAUUUUUUUUAGCGGUAUUGAUCGUCAUACCAUGUACACUGGACUUUCUAGCCCGUGUUAUGUACUCAUAUGCCCUUUUAGACAGACUGUACCACUUGCAAGUUGCAGCCAAGACGCUUGCUGUGAGACGUAGUCAGAAGCUAGUAAUGGUGAAGGAACUGCAUAGAAAAAAAGCUAGGUACCGUCUUGAAGUCGGGAUUGGCAAAUCUCCGCAUCUUUCUGAUGAUGAUUUAUGGUUGCGUGCUUGGAGCUGGCAGAGGAGGAGGUCAGAGAACCGGAAAGCAUUUGCCAACAUAUGGUCUGAUAUGGUGUUUGGGAUCUCGCUUUUUGUUAUUUUGUAUGCCAAACAGAGUAAAGUAGCCUUGUUAAAAGUUUACAGGAUAUCAGACACGGGGAAAGCAUUUCUCAUCAUCCUUGCCACCGACAUUUUCUUGGGGUAA
Molecule: messenger RNA, 534 nt
Organism: Brassica napus (rape)
Lineage: Eukaryota; Viridiplantae; Streptophyta; Magnoliopsida; Brassicales; Brassicaceae
Product: chloroplast envelope membrane protein
Exons: 5
Coding region: 1-534 (177 amino acids)
Cellular component (GO): membrane
Source: RefSeq, a predicted model, not a curated record